UCAUAUCCUAUAGGACCACAAUCAAACAAAGAUUAUUACAGAACCAGAGCAAGCACCAGAGCCUAUUGAUACUGUAGCUGUUGCUGCAAUUGUUGUACCAGAGCCCGAAGUCGAAGCCACACCAACAGAGCAUGAAGAGAUCAUUACUGAUAGAGCUGAGACUGAAAUGCAGCCCGAAGAGGAUGAAUGCGCUGUCGCUAGAACCAUCGUCCUUGAAGAGUCUGUCGAUUCUACAUCUGUGUUUGUCACUGUAGAGGACAAGGAGGAGACCACCAUCAUCACUUCCACUACUGCAGACGUUACUGUUGAUGAACUUUCUGCUGUUGAUAUUAUUUCAACGGUCACAGAGUCUACAGUGGAAGUCCAGACCGAUGAACAGUCUUCGUAUGAGGAGAUCCAGGAUGUAGGAACUAACCAAGAUGAAGUGACCGUUAUUCCAGAAACUGUGGUAGAGACUGAGGAAGAACGAGAGAUAGAGGAAGUAGAAGAGGAAGAAGAGGAAGAAGAGCAAGAAGAGGAGCUUCCGUCAGAAUUUGAUAGAGAGGAGAUCUUGGAGCUGGUGUUUGAACGACAGAUCCCUGUCAGGAGACAGAUGAUUCGCACAUCCACAAUGACAGAAGAUUCUGAGGAAGUCGACCAAGCAGAUACACCCACAACCUUGGUUGGAGAGGAACUAGAGCUCACAAAGGAUACCUUGCAGACCCUUCAGGAGGUGUCGCGUGUUGCAAAACACUCUGAGUUGAAUGCUCGUGCUCAAGAGUUUAAGCCCAGUUGGCUCAACUCCUCACAGCAAGCGCCCGUUAGCCGCACUGCUCCAUCACCAACACCAACAAAGCAGCAGGCUGCCAAGAUCAUGAGUCGAUGUAAUUACUGGCCCAACUGCACUAACAAGGCAUGCAAGUACACACAUCCAUCCCAGCCUUGCCGUGAUGCAGACAACUGCAGAUUCGGUGACCGAUGCGUGUUUAUUCAUCCCAAAGAUCUUACACCUCGCAGCAAGAAGAGCAAGAAUCAACAGACUGGUCAUGGGGGACGUCCCUCACUUACAACCAUGAGCUCAGCAUCGUCUAUUGAGUCUUGGGCAAAGGCAUAGAAAGAAACAACUUUACUAUAGUAGUAGUUGAUUGAUGUUUUCUUUUUUGUUCAUGUAGAUUUACGUUUUACUUUUUUAGGAAUAAAGUGAUCACGGCUUUAUUUUUUUUUACAAAAAAUAUUU
Lobosporangium transversale is the source of this 1216-nucleotide messenger RNA. RefSeq lists its product as hypothetical. Lineage: Eukaryota; Fungi; Mortierellomycota; Mortierellomycetes; Mortierellales; Mortierellaceae. The transcript has 4 exons. The coding region runs from base 167 to 1093 and encodes 308 amino acids. Gene Ontology annotation, molecular function: metal ion binding. The record is from RefSeq and is a predicted model, not a curated record.